This is a messenger RNA of Coniosporium apollinis CBS 100218, 732 nucleotides long. RefSeq lists its product as uncharacterized. The coding region runs from base 1 to 732 and encodes 243 amino acids. NCBI's taxonomy places the organism in Eukaryota, Fungi, Ascomycota, Dothideomycetes. The transcript has a single exon. The record is from RefSeq and is a predicted model, not a curated record.
AUGGCGGAUGUGGCUCGUCGGAACCUAGCAGCAGACCAUGUGGGACUGAGAACUGCAGAAGCUGACUACGCCCGUCAGGUCGAUCGACAGCGGUCAAGACGAGUGAGGACAGUUGAGGAUGAUCCGGGUCGCUACAGAGGUCGAUUUGGGACUCCAGGACGAAGACCACCCGGAUCGCUGGGCCGACAUCAACCUUCGGCGAAACCCGAAAGCGGUGUCGGUGAAGAAACACCGUCGUACACCAUGGAGGUGAUUAACCAGCCUCCAGCUAGCGCUCGCGCCGGAAUGAUCCUAGGUAGCACGGUCACCGCUCGAUUGCGCCGGUCAGAUGGUAGACCGUACACUGAGGCAUCCGAGCUUGCUGGGCUUUUCGCCGUUGCAACACUGGCGGUAAUCGGACCCGACGGUGCUACUGAAAUGGUAGCGCCUGGAGUACUGACAGGCCCGCGCUUAGUGGACUCGGUGCGUCGGUUGCCAGAGAGUGAGGGCGUAGCAUCUGAUACGGUGGGCUACGCCUCGUUUCCGAACCUGAUUAUCAGGCAAGAAGGGACAUACCGCAUAGUCAUCAGCUUGAUUCGAAUGGGCGGGACCCCUCCGCAGAUGCAAGGCGGCUCGAGCGUGCAAGCGGUAUACACCAGGCAUAUUUCUGUCGAACGGAAUCCUGCGAGUGGAAUGCAACUUGGUGAGCAGUCCCUCAUAACUUUGCGUUGGCGCGACAGCUUUACUGAAUAG